Molecule: messenger RNA, 1823 nt
Organism: Plutella xylostella (diamondback moth)
Lineage: Eukaryota; Metazoa; Arthropoda; Insecta; Lepidoptera; Plutellidae
Source: RefSeq, a predicted model, not a curated record
AAAGUGAUGAUUCGGCCAAAAAAGUUUAGACCAUACGAGUUAUGCGAAACGAGUUUUUGUGCAAUAAAGAUUAGGCGAGAUGAGGGGAACCCGUAUAAUUUAGUACAAGUACAGGUCAGUUCAGUAGGUACUUCACUGUACCUUGUAUUAUAUUUACGUUGAACCUAAACAGGAAGUUUCACAACCAGCUGACCUGACCCAAAGCCAUUGUCGCUAAAACAAUCAUGUAAACCUCGAUUAAGGUAAAAUAAUAAACAAGACAAAUUUGGGUGUCUAUAAAGUUCCCAUUAACGAAACAAUACCAGCAGUUUGACUUUGAAACAAUCGACAAACGGUCGCCAUGCAUUUCGGUCCCGAAACUUAAACCGUAUUUUAAUACUAAACAACAUAGCGAUUUAAUUAUGUUCUCAACAACACUAGUAGUGCUACUCGCAUCACAUGUGGCAUCAGAAACUCAGAAGAUGUCUUCAGAAAUGUACAUCAGUAGUCGACAGGCGAUAAAUUCGAUGCCGUAUAAAAAUGGAUACGUUUAUACCCAAGUGAACAACCAACCAGGAUAUCUCGCCACAUUUAACUCUGGAAGAAAACGAAGAUACGACUCCCAACUGUUGACGACAUCGGGAUUGAGCCAGCCGGGAGGGAAAUACUGGGAUGAGCUCGCGUACGAAGAUCUUAAAAGACCAUUAAAAAUGAAGAGAGACGCAGAAUAUGAACGGUUGAAAUCCCUGAUGUACUACAACGAACCAGAAGAAAACUUAGCGUCAUACAGCGUGAAUAACAUACAGAGUGACAGUCAAGAUGUUAGAACGACACCAGGGAGCUCCUAUGAAAUGUGGCCGUAUUUAUUGGCUAAUUAUGGCAACAUGUACUAUUACAGCGAUUUAGAUGGCGAUCACGACACAGAAGUCGAUAAUGCAAAAAUAAAACGAUACGCUAUGCACGAGAUCCCAGUAUAUGAACAUAUAGAUGACGAUGCGCCAACUGAUAUUGUUAUUAAAGGAGAGUUGCCAGAUUUUCCAUCGCCACACAACCAUAAAUAUGAUCCGCCGCAUAUUCACAAUCACAACUAUGACCACGAUGAAGAUUCCUUCAAUUUCAACAUUGAUGCAUAUGGGUUUGAUGAGGGUAAAGAUAAAUAUGAUUCUGAUAGUCAUAUAUUUGAUAAUCAUGGUCCAUAUAGUAAUGGGGAUCGUACAAAAGACACAGGUUUCGAUAAAAGACUUCUGUUCGAUAACAGUGAGAUUGGAAAUAAAGGAAAUAAUCACAAUAAAAUCGAUUAUGAGCAAGCUGAUAAAGAUUACAGUGGACGCAAGCACUAUGUUGAUAGAUUUGCUAAUAAGUUUGGUGGUGAAAAACAUAGCAAAGACGCGAACUAUCGUUUGAAAAGAUUACAAGACAAGAAUGAAAAGAAGAAAGGUUUCCAUAGAGUGUACCACAAGGACGAAUACAAAAUGGACAAGGAAUUCUAUGACAACAAUGCACAUUUGCUGGAAGAAGAUGUGAAGGGUAAUUCAGCUCUACACAACGGAGGUUCUAUAGCUGCCUUGGAAUCUCUCGCUGCUGCAGACGUUAAGGAAAGGAAGAAAGCUUAUGACAGGGCACAUUCUGCAGAAAAUGAUGCUUUCAACAAUAACCAUAAGGGUCAUAAAUUGUCUAGUGGUGUAAACAAAAAGUAUGAUCAUUAUAGUGAUCAUUGGCCUCACGAUAAAAAGCAUAGAAAAUAGGGAAGUCUUUGUUCACUUGAAGAUUUAUAAAACACUUCUAUAAGUAAAUGUGCAGUGUAGUGAACUCAUCUCAAUCCCAUCUUUUCAGUUAAGUAUAUU